This is a messenger RNA of Aspergillus campestris IBT 28561, 771 nucleotides long. Its product is annotated as peroxiredoxin family protein. The record is from RefSeq and is a predicted model, not a curated record. The transcript has 5 exons. Gene Ontology annotation, cellular component: mitochondrion; cytoplasm; cytosol. The coding region runs from base 96 to 653 and encodes 185 amino acids. Gene Ontology annotation, molecular function: thioredoxin peroxidase activity. Lineage: Eukaryota; Fungi; Ascomycota; Eurotiomycetes; Eurotiales; Aspergillaceae. Gene Ontology annotation, biological process: cellular response to oxidative stress; cell redox homeostasis; hydrogen peroxide catabolic process.
UCAACACCAUUUCUCCAUCUUCCUUCCACCUAUCCCCAAUUCAACUCAAUCAACUCAAUCCACCUACCCCCAUUUCAACAAACAAAUAAAUCACAAUGUUCGCCGCCCGCCGCCUGACAAACACCCUCCCCCGCGCCCUGUCGCAGCGCGCCGCCCUCUUCCACAACACCGCCCCGGCCUUUGUCCAAAAGGGCGAUGCCAUUCCCAACCUGGACGUCCUGGUCGAGGACUCCCCUGGCAACAAGGUUAACCUUGCUAAGGAGCUGAAGGGGAAGGGCGUUAUCGUUGGUGUUCCUGCUGCGUUCAGCCCUGCCUGCUCCAGCUCCCAUGUCCCGGGGUACAUCAACCACCCCAAGCUGAAGGAAGCCGGUCAGGUUUUCGUCGUCGCUGUGAACGAUCCUUUCGUCACCAAAGCCUGGGCCACCGCCCUCGACCCCACCGGCAAGAGCGGCAUCCGCUUCCUCGGUGACCCCACCGCUAAAUUCUCCGAAGCCCUCGACGUCCUCUUCGACAGCGCCUCCAUCUUCGGUAACGCCCGCAGCAAGCGCUAUGCGCUGCUGGUUGAGGACGGCAAGGUCAAGGAGGCGUUUGUGGAGCCUGAUAAUGCUGGGUUGAAUGUCUCUGCUGCGGAGAAGGUGUUGGAGUCGAUCUAAAUACAGAUGGAUGGAUGGAUUUGGUGCAGUGAUAUAGACGGUGCUACUGCUGUGAAGUAGGUAGUAUUCAUAUAAAAUAGCUAGCUAUAAUGUAAAUGUAGUCUGUAUUACCGUUCCG